Lutzomyia longipalpis is the source of this 3754-nucleotide messenger RNA. It is a transcript of the gene Bap111, whose product is annotated as SWI/SNF-related matrix-associated actin-dependent regulator of chromatin subfamily E member 1. Gene Ontology annotation, cellular component: SWI/SNF complex. The transcript has 11 exons. The coding region runs from base 188 to 2359 and encodes 723 amino acids. Gene Ontology annotation, molecular function: nucleosomal DNA binding; nuclear receptor binding. Lineage: Eukaryota; Metazoa; Arthropoda; Insecta; Diptera; Psychodidae. Gene Ontology annotation, biological process: negative regulation of DNA-templated transcription. The record is from RefSeq and is a predicted model, not a curated record.
GUAUUUUUGUGGUUAAUUGUUUAGGUAAACUUCACAAAAAGAAAAUCUUCGCGUCAUCAAAAGUAAAAUUUACUGAAAAGCGGUGGAAAAAGUGAAAAGUGGGCAAUUAAAUUAAGUUCAUUUGAGUCAAUUGACUCCAUAGAACAUCAUUGAAGUAUUAUUUUCAACGAAAAAAGAAUCAACAACAAUGGCUUUACCACAAAAUUACAAGCAAAUCGCAAUGAAUUUGCCGAGUGGUGCACCUUCUCGUGAGUCGAUAGAAAAUCAUGCAUUUAAAACAAGAACAUAUAUGAUGUCGCCUGUCGCACCGGUUUCUUUCAACAUUCUUAAAGAACGUCUACGAGCUUCGGGUGGUUCAUCCUCCAAUGAUCGUGGGAAGGACAAUGCAAGCCCAUUUGUGCAUUCAUCGCACAGCAAUCCAGCUUUUACGCCCCAGAAAGUUGGAAAAGGAGGAGUUUCGGUUGAUCCUCGUGCGCCGAAACCCCCAAAACCUCCAGAGAAGCCAAUUAUGCCCUACAUGCGGUAUUCUCGCAAGAUCUGGGAUAGCGUCAAGGCGGCAAAUCCUGAGCUUAAAUUGUGGGAAAUUGGAAAAAUAAUUGGGCAAAUGUGGCGUGAUGCAUCUGAUGCGGAAAAGCAAGAAUUUAUUGAUGAAUACGAAGCCGAAAAGGCCGUUUAUUUAGAGAGUUUGAAAAAUUACCAUUCAACACCUGAAUAUUUGACAUGGCAUCGGUACCAUUCGAAUAAAUUGAAAGCUGGCACUGAUGCUGAUCCACAUGAGACACCACGUUCGAGUUCCAAAAGCCAACAGCAGGAACGUCGAAUUGAUAUUCAACCAGCUGAAGAUGAAGAAGAUCAAGAUGAUGGGUAUUCAUUUAAACAUGUUGCCUAUGCUCGCUUCUUGCGCAAUCAUCGCUUGAUAAAUGAGAUUUUCUCCGAUGCUGUGGUUCCUGAUGUACGUUCUGUCGUCACUACACAGCGUAUGCAGGUUCUCAAGCGUCAAGUACAAUCACUUACAAUGCAUCAGAUGAAACUUGAAGCUGAAUUGCAGCAAAUUGAGGAGAAAUUUGAGGCAAAAAAGCGCAAAUUUGUCGAGUCAAGUGAACAAUUUCAGGAGGAAUUGAAGAAGCACUGCAAACCAGCUGUGGAUGAAGAGACUUUCCAGCGAAUGGUUGAACGUCAAUAUGAGACAAUGCGACGUGAAAGGAUGCGCCAACUUGAGGAACCAAAUUCCUCCACGGCUCGUCCACCGCAGCCAAAAGCUGAAGAAACGGAAACUGUAGUUGCUCCACAACCAGCAAGCAACACAACAGCUUCACCUCCGUCAGAUUCUCAGCCAUCCCAGCAAUCUGAGCCAAUGGAAACUGAUGCACCAACUAAAUGCAAUGAAGUCACUGAAACAAAACCCGUUGAUGCCCAUCAUGCACCACAGAAUGUUCAGGGAGCUUCGAAUAGUGUGUCAGGACCUAUUAAGGCUCCUUCCACAAGUGCACCGAUUGUAAAUGAGGACUCACAGGCUCCACAAUCAUCGUCGCCACCACAGCAAAGUGCUCCUCCGCCACAGGCACCACCAGCAGCUCAGGUGAAUACACCACUUGAGCCACCACCGCAGCAGAAUCAGUUUAAAGUAAAUGAACAGGAGAAGAUGGAAAUUGAUCCACCAACAAGUCAACCAAGUGCUGCACCGCCAUCGGUUGUUGAGCAGAAACCCGAAGUUGUUGGCCCACCACCAGUGAUCCACCCAAAUUAUCCUCCCCCGCAGGCUCCACCAGCUGUAUCAACUGCACCUCCUCAUGCUAUUCCCCCAGGACAUCCACCAACAUCAAAUGCUGCAGGUCCACCACCGCCGCAGCAAGCGCAAGAACCUCAAAUUCCACCUACUCAGGUGUCCCAGCCACCGACCCAUCAUCCACCACCUCCUCCACCUCAUCACAUGGGCCCACACAGCCACUUAUCUCAUGCUGGAAUUCCUCCUCAUCCGGGAUUACCGUCUCAUCCCACUUAUGGGGGUUAUCCUCCCCCUCCAGGAGGUCCCCAUCGCACUUCCUACUACGCCCCAUACGGUGGAGGACAUCCACAGCAACCAUACGGUUAUCCUUACUACCCAUCUCAUCAGUACGGGCCACCUCCUCCGUCUCACUACAUGGGUCCUCGUCCUGGUGGUCCACCUCCAAUGCAUUAUCCCGACCAUGGUGCCCCUCCGCCACAGGGGCAUCAGGCUCCAAUGGAUGCUGGUCCCCCACCCCAUGCUCCCUACUCUCAAGCCCCCGCUGUGCCACCAUCAAUGCCAGCUCCAGCUAAUCAAUCCGCAGAAGAAGAAUCAAAACGUGACCAGGAUGAGAAUCAUGAUAAGAAAGAUUAGAAUAAAUAAAGGUUUUGAUAUAUUUUGAUGUAAUUUUGAAUUACAAAUUGCACGUUAAUCUAGAAAUAAUAUAAAAGAAAAUGGAAUAAGGAACUACUUAUAUAAGAAUUUUAAGUAUAAUAAGAUUAGAAACAGAGGGAGGAUACCAGGGCUAAUAAAGUCGAACAAGGGUUCAGGAAAAGCUCAAAAUAUCUAUUGAAAAAAAGUCUGAGAAAAAAGUUCUAGGACAGGAAAUUCCUUAUAAGAUUCUUUCCGACAAAAAAAAUAUUUUUAGCUUUUCAAAGACUAUUUAUCAGACUUUAUAAGCCCUGGUCUCCCCUAUGCAUAACUCUAAAAUUAUAUUCUAAGCUUAUAGAAUAAUUAUUGUGCGUAAAUAUUUGUCUAAUUAACAUUUUGUUUUGGUAAGUUAAAUGGAAUUCAUUAGCCUUUCGGAACAACAAAAUAAUUUAGUAUCACAACCACACUUUUAAAUGAAAAUUACUUUAUGUUAUAAAAGAAAAUUUCUCAUGAUUAGAACAAGAGUAACAAGACUAUUUACUCUAUGAAGUUUUUUUUGUCAUUUUAAGCGUUUUUCUUCCUAUUUUGAAAAGGCGUAAAAAGAUUUAAUUUUAUUGAAAUUGCUUGACUUUAAUUCAUGAGAAAAAAAUUGACCGAAAUAAUACAUUCUUAAAUGCUUUUUAAGAACUUUUAAAAACUUCUUAUUCAUACACCUAUUCCUACAUUAGAAGCACCUAACAUCUCCUUAAAUUCACAACCAAUAAUGUUAGAAACUUUCUUGAAUUCCUUGAAUUUUUCACGUGUCAAAGUUUAGGAAAAAUAUGUCAUUAAAUUGAUUGAUUCAGAUCUAAUAAAAUUCAGGAUCUAUUCUUAAAAUUAUCCGCUGAGUCCACACAAUGGAGGACAGACUAUUGGUUAAAUAUAGUAAUAAUCUGUGUAUUAUCGAAUAAAAUAUUUGUUUUUCAUCUUGAUAAGACGAAAAAAAUAAGCGAAUAAAAUUUAAUUUAAUUUUCAGUAAGAAAAAAAAAUAAGUAAAGCUUUCUUUAGGAUGAAAGAAUCGAGUAAAUAGAAAUAAAGGAUCGUAUUCAGAGACUAAAGAAUCCUUGAAAUUUCAAGAAUUUCUUCUGAAAUUCCAACGAUUUCAAGGAUUUCUUGGUCCCUAAAAACGAACCAAAAUUGAAGAUAAAUAAUAAAACAAAAUAAAAUACAAUUUAGAAACAUUUCUCUUUAUUUCUAAUCACAUUUGUCCUAAAAUGUUAUCACAAUCAAUAUAAAUUUACUACUUUUACUACUUGUAGUGGGUAGAAAAAAAUUAGCAUCUCUCUCUGAACUCAUUAGAUGAUUAAUCUUACUGUAUCAAAAAAAAACUUUGAUGAAAUAAAAUUAUAAUCGUGAAAA